AUGUCGGUUUUACGCUACAUUCUUCCUACCCUGGCAUUGGCGCUGGGAGCCAUCGCCGACGCGAAGAGCUUCACGUUGGAUCUCACUUGGGAGACCGCCUCCCCCGAUGGAUUCGCCAGGAAGGUGGUUUUGGUGAACAACCAGUUCACUGGACCGAGGAUUGAGAUCACCGAGGGAGAUGAUGUUACCAUCAAGGUCAACAACAACCUGCCCUACGCCACAACAGUUCACUACCACGGUAUUGAGCAGCUGGACACCCCCUGGUCUGAUGGUGUUCCCGGCCUCACCCAGAGGCCCAUCCAGCCCGGAAAGAGCUUCGAGUACAAGUGGAAGGCCACCCAGUACGGAGCCUACUGGUACCACGCCCACUACGAGGGCCUCAUUGAGGAUGGUCUCUACGGCGCCAUCACCAUUCUCCCUGCCGCCUCCAACAAGAAGCCCUUCAGCCUGAUCUCCUCCGACAGCGCUGCUAUCCACGCCAUGGAGCAGGCCGAGAAGAAGGUCGUUCCUCUCCUGCUCGCUGAUCACCGCCACAUGAUCUCUGAGGAGGUUGACGAGCUGUCCAAGGCUGCCGACAUCCAGUUCUCCUGCUACGAUUCCUUCAUCUUCAAUGGCAAGGGCAGCGUCAUCUGCCGCACCCCCGAGCAGAUUGACGCCCUCUUGACACAGGAGCGCAAGGACGUUCUGGCCACCCUCGCCGGCGCCCGCAUGACUGACAAGGCAUGCAUUCCCGCUGCCAUCAUUGCCCGUGGCCAGGGAGACCUGAGCAAGGUGCCCCCUGGUGUCUUCGACGGCUGCCAAGCUAGCGAUGGUGGCCUCGAGACCUUCAAGGUUGAGAAGAGCAACUGCGAUACCGAGAAAUGGGUUGCCUUCGACCUGGUCGGUGCCUACCACCUCCACACCGCCUUGUUCUCCAUCGACAACCACUCCAUGUGGGUUUACGCCAUGGACGGUGCCUAUGUCACUCCCCAGGAAGUCGAGGCCAUCCCCGUCACCAACGGCGACCGCUACUCUGUUCUCGUCAAGUACAAGCAGCAGGGCGACUUCACCAUCCGCGCCGCGUCCGUCAUCGCCACCCAGAUGCUCAGCGGCACUGCCCUCCUCCAGUGGCGUGAGAAGGGCCAGCCUGAACCCACCAUUGUCGCUUCGACCCCCUGGGUCGCUGACAACGGCCAGCCGACAUCCAAGAGCGUCCGCGUCUUCCGUCAGGCCGCCGCCAAGCCCUACCCACCCAUCGCCAUCUCCCAGACCACAAGCGCCCUGCACAAGUUCGAGAUGCGCUCUGCGGGCGGUUCCUAUUUCUGGGCCCUCAACGAAAACUUCCUCCUGCCCACGGAUUUUGAGAAUGAGAACCCGGUCCUCUUCAGCGUCCGGGCCAAUGAAAACGAUCCUACUCUUAUCUCUACCAAGAACGGCACCUGGAUCGACAUGGUCUUCCAGGCCGGCAGCCCGCCCCAGCCUCCCCAUCCCGUCCACAAGCACGGCAACAAGAUGUUCCUGCUCGGCUCCGGCUCCGGCAACUUCACCUGGAACAGCAUCGAGGAGGCCGUCGCUGCCAACGGCACCCUGUGGAACCUGGUCGACCCCCCUCGCCGCGACGCCUUUGCUACCCCCAACGCCAUCAGCCAGCCUACGUGGAUGGCCGUGCGAUAUCACGUCACCAACCCGGGCCCUUGGCUGCUUCACUGCCACAUUCAGAACCACUUGAUGGGCGGCAUGUCCGCCAUCAUCCAGGAUGGUGUUGAUGCUUGGCCCGUCACACCGCAGGAGUACGUCGACUACUCUUAA
Colletotrichum orchidophilum is the source of this 1788-nucleotide messenger RNA. RefSeq names its product multicopper oxidase. Gene Ontology annotation, molecular function: oxidoreductase activity; copper ion binding. NCBI's taxonomy places the organism in Eukaryota, Fungi, Ascomycota, Sordariomycetes, Glomerellales, Glomerellaceae. The record is from RefSeq and is a predicted model, not a curated record. The transcript has 3 exons. The coding region runs from base 1 to 1788 and encodes 595 amino acids.